UCCGUUCUACUCUGCGCUGGUUAGGCCUCAGCUGGAGUAUUGUGUCCAGUUCUGAGCACCGCAUUUCAAGAAAGAUGUGGGGAAAUUGGAGAGGGUCCAGAGAAGAGCAACAAGAAUGAUUAAAGGUCUAGAGAACAUGACCUAUGAAGGAGGCUGAAAGAAUUGGGUUUGUUUAGUUUGGAAAAGAGAAGACUGAGAGGGGACAUGAUAGCAGUUUUCAGUGUGUUGUCCCACAGUGCUUUUCAGCUAGAGGCAUCACUAAGCACUUUGCAUAUUCUCCACACAGUGAGUACUUACUACUGAAAUGCGCCCAGCUCCAGGGUGGAAUGCAGCAGUUGUGUACCAGGAAGAACGGCGCAACAAGUGUUGCAGGAAGCCCAGGUGCCCAGUGCCGUGCUCGCUGGGACUGGCUGUGGGGGUGGCGCUGGGCAGGAAAGGCGCCAUGUGGGUCGGGUGUGCCAGCAUCAUGGGCUGGUUCCUUUUCAUCCAGACAGUGCCCAGGGUGGCAGGUAGUCGUCCCUGCAGCCCCCAGUAUUUUGGCCAUGGCUUGAUGGCGUGUGAGUGCAAUGCCACCUAUUGUGACAUGCUGGACCCCGUUGUCAUCCCGGCCCUGGGCACGUACGCCAAGUAUGAGAGCAGCAAGAUGGGCAAGCGGCUGGAGCGCAGCGAGGGGAGGUUCCAGAGCGACUCCACGGCCCCAGAUCUGUUGCUGAAGCUGGACACGGCACAGCGGUACCAGAAAGUGAAGGGCUUUGGUGGCUCCGUCACAGACUCAGCCGCGAUGAACAUCCUGUCCCUGUCCAAGGAGACCCAACGCCACCUGCUCGCAUCCUACUUCACGGAGGAAGGGAUCGAGUACAACCUGCUCCGCAUCCCCAUGGCCAGCUGUGACUUCUCCACCCACCCCUACAGCUAUGACGACACCCCCUACGACUACCAGCUCCUCAACUUUACCCUGAAGGAUGAGGAUACAAAGCUGAAAAUCCCCAUUCUCCACCAAGCCAUGGCCUUGUCCAAGAAGCCACUGUCCCUGGUCGCUAGUCCCUGGUCAUCCCCAGUCUGGAUGAAAACCAACGGGGAGAUGAAAGGGAAGGGAAGUCUGAAGGGGAAGCCAGGGGACAAGUAUCACAAGACCUGGGCCAACUACUUCAUCAGGUUCCUGGACGAAUACGCCAAGCACAACCUGACGUUCUGGGCGGUGACGGCACAGAACGAGCCCACAGCUGGACUGAUAAACAACUACCCCUUCCAGUGCCUGGGCUUCACUGCCGAGCACCAGCGAGACUUCAUCGCCCAGGACCUAGGUCCGGCGCUGGCCAACAGCUCGCACAAGGGCACCCAGCUCAUCAUGCUGGAUGACAACAGAAUGCUGCUCCCACGCUGGGCCAAAGUGAUACUGGGUGACCCAAAUGCUGCUCGCUACGUCCAUGGCAUCGGCGUCCACUGGUACCUGGAUUUCAUCGCUCCCGUAGAGGACACCUUGUUACCGACCCAUGACCUCUUCCCUGAUUACUUCAUCUUGGCCACAGAGGCCUGCAUUGGGUCCCACUUCUGGGAGAGGGACGUUAUCCUGGGCUGCUGGGAUCGGGGGAACCAGUACAGCCACAGCAUCCUGACGGACCUGAACAACUUUGUCACCGGCUGGAUCGACUGGAACCUGGCCCUGGACCUGGAGGGGGGGCCCAACUGGGUCCAGAACUACGUGGACAGCCCAGUCAUCGUGGACAGGAAAAAGGAUCUCUUCUACAAGCAGCCCAUGUUCUACCACCUGGGGCAUUUCAGCAAGUUCAUCCCCGAGGGCUCGCAGCGCAUCGGGCUGGUUGUCUCCAAGAAGAGCUGCAAGUGCAGCAUGGAAUACGCAGCCUUCCUGCGCCCGGAUGGCGCUGCUGUGGUUGUGGUCCUGAACAGGUACUCCACAGACGUCCCAUUCAGGAUCUCAGACCCAGGCGUUGGCUUCAUUGAGGCUGUGGCUCCGGCUGACUCCAUCCAGACCUACCUGUGGAGACGGCAGGACUGACAACUAAUCAACUUCUGCAGAGAGUUCUGUACACAACGGCUGGCUGCCAUCUCCUUUGGCUCAGUGGCAGCAAAGCUGAAAGUGCCCUCAGCAAAGAUGCUAUCUUUCAGAAUGACCCAUGGUAAAUGAAGCCAACCUGCCCUUAGGGAUGCUGGUGGGGCUGGACAGCAGAGAGACUGUCAGUCCUAAAGAAACAAAUGGCUUUGAAAAGCUCCUUGUUUCACCCAAUCUGCUCACCAGGGAGGGGAACAGGAGGAAGCUUCAGAGUGGACAUGGGCUUGCAUGCACACAGAGGAGUGUGAGGUGAACCGGGUGUGAGCAAGGGACUCG
Messenger RNA from Gopherus flavomarginatus (Mexican gopher tortoise), 2347 nucleotides. Its product is annotated as lysosomal acid glucosylceramidase-like. Lineage: Eukaryota; Metazoa; Chordata; Testudines; Testudinidae. Gene Ontology annotation, biological process: glucosylceramide catabolic process. Gene Ontology annotation, molecular function: glucosylceramidase activity. The transcript is spliced from 13 exons. The record is from RefSeq and is a predicted model, not a curated record. Bases 305 to 2017 code for a protein of 570 amino acids.